Messenger RNA from Cyprinodon tularosa, 5212 nucleotides. RefSeq names its product AP2-associated protein kinase 1-like. The record is from RefSeq and is a predicted model, not a curated record. Lineage: Eukaryota; Metazoa; Chordata; Actinopteri; Cyprinodontiformes; Cyprinodontidae. The coding region runs from base 626 to 3679 and encodes 1017 amino acids. Gene Ontology annotation, biological process: protein phosphorylation. The transcript has 18 exons. Gene Ontology annotation, molecular function: ATP binding; protein kinase activity.
GGUGUUGCUUCCCAGCAGCAUGUAGCCACGUUAGCCCUAUCACUAACCUGGAGCUGUCCAGCGUUCACAACUCACCGGCGUACGUAAACAGGCAGUGAAGACCUGUUUUACUUUCUUUACUACGAGACAAAACCGCCUGUAAAUUUGUGAAAACACCGAUGGAAGUUAUCAGUGGUGAUGUGCAGUCUAAUGGGCUACAUUGACCACCAAGGAGCUACCUGGCAGCCCGGUCUAUGAACUGACAGCUGUCACCUAGCUGCUUAGCUCGGAGGCUAGCUAGGUGAGCUAACGGCUAACAGGGGAUUUUUUUCCAGUCUCAGCAAAGGCUAAUUUAGGCUACUACUGUCGAUUCAGACAGAUAAACUAUGACUUCUUUGGACAAUUGGCUUGCCCCUGUUGGUCAAACUAUGAGUUAGCUGAGAAACUACGGUUUGGUAGUAUUUAUAGCUAGUUCAGCUAUUUUUUGGUUUGUAUUUCUUUUUGGCUGCUUUCAUUCAGUUAUUUAAGCAGCUAUUGCUGAAGAAAGGACACCGGGUUCCUCGGUGGACAGAGGGGCUGCAGCCUUCGUUUCGACACCGAAAAUUUUUUUUGGACUUGGGCCUACUUUGGAUAGCAUCUUGGUGUAAUGAAGAAAUUUUUUGACUCUCGUCGGGACUUUGCGGGCUCUGGGCCUGGUUCUGGAGCCGGUGGAGGGGGUACUGGUUCCGGUGGCGGCGGGAGCUUCAUUGGCCGAGUCUUCAGCAUCGGAAGAUAUCAAGUGACUGUCGAGGAAAUUGUUGCCGAAGGAGGUUUUGCAAUUGUGUUUCUAGUGCGAACUCAUCAAGGGCAGCGCUGUGCACUAAAGAGAAUGUAUGUCAACAAUGAACAUGAUCUGCAAAUCUGCAAGCUUGAGAUACAAAUCAUGAGGGACUUAGUAGGCAACAAAAACAUAGUUGGCUUCCUGGACUCAAGCAUAGCUGCUGUGGGAGCCGGUGAUGUGUGGGAAGUCUUAAUCUUAAUGGACUUCUGCCGAGGUGGGCAGGUGGUAAACCAGAUGAACCAGCGAUUACAGACGGGCUUCAGUGAAGCUGAGGUGCUGAGGAUCUUUUGUGACACGUGUGAGGCAGUUGCUCGGCUUCAUCAGUGCAAACCUUCCAUCAUCCAUCGAGAUCUAAAGGUGGAAAAUAUUCUUCUACAUGAUCAGGGGCACUAUGUGCUCUGUGAUUUUGGAAGCGCCACAAAUUAUUUUCAAAACCCACAGACUGAAGGCGUUGCAGUUGUAGAAGAGGAAAUUAAAAAAUACACAACCCUGUCAUACCGCGCUCCUGAGAUGGUUAACCUUUAUGGGGGAAAAGUCAUCACAACAAAAGCAGAUAUAUGGGCUUUAGGCUGUCUUCUCUAUAAGCUUUGCUUCUUUACCCUUCCUUUUGGUGAGAGCCAAGUGGCCAUCUGUGACGGUAGCUUCACCAUCCCAGACAAUUCUCGUUACUCCCAGGAAAUGCAUUGCCUCAUCAGAUACAUGCUGGAACCUGACCCUGACAAGAGACCAGAUAUUUACCAAGUGUCCUACUUUGCCUUUAAACUUGCCCGACAGGAGUGUCCCGUACCAAAUCUGCACAAUUCACCUAUUCCUUUAAAACUUCCGGAGCCUAUACGAGCCAGUGAAGCAGUGGCCAAAAAGAGUCAAACCAAAGCUCGGCUAACAGACCCAGUUCCAACUACAGAAACCUCAAUUGCACCUCGACAGCGACCCAAAGCUGGUCAGGCACAGUCACAGCCUAUAUCAGUCAUUCUUCCCAUCCAACCAGCUCUCACCCCACGCAAGAGGCCUAACGUGACCACAGGGACCCCACCAGCUUUUGCGGCUGGUAUCAAUGCCCCAGCUGCAGCUGCUGUCCAACCUGCUCAACAGGCUCCAACUGUACAGGGUGCACCUCAUCUAGUGCAGACAAGCAACAAGCAUGUGCAGCCUACAACACAUCAGCAACUCCUCAUGAAGACACAGCAAGCCUCUCCCUUCCUAACAAGUCACGGUAACCAGCAGAACCUGCACCAACAUCAAACACCCUCCCAUCCAUCUACUCUACUGCAGUCCAAAGCUAAACCUGUUCCCUCAGUUUCCACCAUGCAACUCCAACAGCAACAAGUAGUCCAUGAAACAGCAGCAUCUCAUCUUGCAGCCAUCCCUGAGUCUGCAGUCCUUGCUCCAACAGAUGUGCCUUCAGGCAGAGAUAUCCACAAAGCAGGCUCUUUGACACCCCCUUCAUCACCAAAGAUUGCCCCUAAAAGUGGCCACAGACGGAUCCUGAGCGACGUCACCCACAGUGCCAUCUUUGGGGUCCCAGUUAGCAAAUCUACCCAGCUGCUUCAGGCAGCCGCAGCUGAGGCCAGCCUCAACAAGUCCAAAUCAGCCAGCACCACUCCUUCAGGCUCCCCCUGUUCGUCCCAGCAGAAUGUGUAUCAUCCAGGUGCUCCUGACGCUGCACCAAAUCCUCAGCCCGGCUGGAACCCCUUUGGAGAUGAUAAUUUCUCCAAGCUAACUGCGGAGGAGCUACUCAACAAAGACUUUGCAAAGCUAUCAGAGUCUGCUCAGCCAGGAGAAAUAGACCUCACUUCCAGUGAUGGUCUCAUUCCAGAGCUUGGUGCUUUUCCAGAUUCUUUCUCUGGGGAAACUUCUCUGCUGGGUUGUGAUUUAUUAACUCAUCCUUCUGGUGGCAGCCAGCUUAUUUCUGCACUCCCUUCCUCCUCUGGCCCUCCUGGCUGUGGCUCCAGAUCCUGUCUGGAGGAGCUGCAACCCAGUCAGGCUGCCGACUCUUCUUUCCUCUUGUCUGGUGUGAAAAAGGGCAGUGAUGAUGAGUUUGACCCCAUUCCUGUGAUCAUUCCAAAAAAUUCAAACCAAGAAGUGGAAGGGGAGAGUAAUGGCUACACUGUGCUGGAAGAGGGUCAAGAGACUGAAGACAUUGAAGAGAAUGAUCUCAACAAAGAAGACUAUGAGCAUUCUAGCGAUGAAGAUGUGGAGAAUGCUGCAGGUAAAGAGGAGGAGGGCACAGCAGGCGAGGGUCAUGUUGCUGCUCAGGACUGCAGUGGCUCUAGGCCAUUGCUGAUGGACUCUGAUGAUGAAGAAGAACAUGGACCUCUGGUAGCUCCAUAUUCAGCCCUGCCCCCCAAUACCACACCAGUACAACCACCCGCUACCUUCCCUCAGUCCACAUCAAGCACCUUUGCUCAUAAUAAUUCCUGGGAUGUACCAGAGAGCGGUGUCACUCCAGAUGUCUUUUCCAAAGCCCCUUUUCCAACUUCCCAGGAGGAUUCAGCCGAUGUUUUUGCCAAUGCGCCUUUUCCACGCGCUCCUCUCGUAGCACCGCAGCAGCUGGAUGUGUUCUCACAGGCUCCCUUCGGAAAAAGAAAGGAGUUCUCAGCUACACCGCCGAAGACCUCAUACCCCCAACCAGCUGGAGGCCAGGCUUUGACCUCUGAUCAGGGAGUGCUGGGACAGGUUGCUCAACAACCGUUCCGCCCUCAAGCUCUGACCAAAUAUUCCCGCCACUUUGAAGGACCUGGUCCCGAGCGGCCGGGAGCAGCUCCCAAUGUGAGCAGACAAGCAGUCGAACCGCUUCAGUCAUGGACGUCAGAAAUUAACACUGUAGACCCGUUUGUGUCUGCACCCUUUCACCUGAAGGCACCGCAAGACAAGCCCUGAACACACGCACAGAGCUUAUCGGCAAUUUUCACCCAUGAAAUAUGCAAACUGCAAUAGGCUUCCUGCAUGCUGUCACCAGCGCUGCAGCUGGACUGCAGGCCUCCAUCACAUCUCGUUCUCAACCUUCCUACAUUAGAUCAGGCAGGGCAGGUUUUCCUUCCCAACUCUUAGGUUCUUUUUACUCUUGGCAUGCACAGAGACAAUGUUGGGGUUAACCAUUUGAAUCCUUUCCUGACUACCUCAGUUACUUACUGUGAGGGAGUUUGUGCUGAAGCUAUAGCAAAAUUAUUUUCUGCACAUUGAAGAUUGACUGUAAAACUGUGAUCUAAAUAUCCCACUCAUUCAUUGCAGUGCUUAUCGGAGUGAGAGAAAUUGUCAAUUUCACUUGAAAGGUGAAACUUUCUUUUCAUUCUCUUAAGGUGUAAUCCAAAUAUUUUGGAAUACACCUUAAGAGAAUGAAAUAUCCAAAUUUUACUAUGUGUUUUGACAAAAAAAAAAGGUUCAAACCAUCUAAAUGUCCAGUCUGGGGGCCUUUUAGUCUUACUUGACCUGUUAAUAAAUUGUAUGCUGGAAAUAGUCUAAAUGGAAACUUCCAUUAUUAGAUAUGUUUAAAACAAUAUGUAAGCAUCUUGUUUUAUUUUUCCAUCUAAAUAAUUGUUUUCCUCUAUAGGCAUCAUGUAUGUCAUUGUUUGCUAACAAUAGAAUGUUUUUUCAUUUUAUGUAUGGCUCAGAUUUUACUGUCAUUGAAGUAGCUCAUGGGUAUUUGACAUUGUGCUCAUCUAGUAGACCCACCCAAUGUGUGAAACUUAAUUGUUUGCCUUCUUAAAACUGCUGCUUUCACAUUUGAUUGCACUCGCUUUCAGCUCCAAAUACUCCUGCUGUCUUUGGUCUGUGCUUCGUCAGCACUAUAAUGUAGCCCUAUAUGAAAAAAAAAAAAUCCAUGACUUCCAAGACGUGCACAAAGCGAUACAUUCAAGUCUGUAAAACUGACCCAGAAAUGUCUGAUAAUCUACAGCACUUAAUUUUUAUAAUUCCAGCCAGGGAUUGUAAUAAUUGUGUGGUGUGAGAGCUUGAAUAGUGCCUGAUUUAUUAAUUACCCUUAAUUUAUAUUAUUCUAUAUUUUACAAAAUAUUGGAGGCUUUUUUUUUUGUUUGAGGGGGCUUGUCUGUAGUCUUGCAACACUAAUUGUUUCCCACAGUGGCACUUUUAAAAGGGGAUCCAAGCUGUGUCAACCUUUCUCUGCUGUGUCAUACUUUCUCUGCUGCAGUUCAAUUUCUGACCAUACAGUCUCACCCAGCCUACACGUAUGAAGAUUGCACAAAGUGACUGAUAUGGAGUCAGGGUUCUGCAAGAUUCUUUUUUUUUUUUUCUGUCAGCUGUAAAAUGGAUUUUGAUUGCUGAUGUACAGGUAGCUGCUGGAGGACGAGCAGAAGAGACUGUUUGACAAAAAAAAAAGCACUCAGAUACUUCUUGUGCUGCACAGCCUGCCUUUAAAAAUAUUUGUCAAACAAAAAUAAAUGAAUGUAAAUCAAA